Messenger RNA from Eimeria mitis, 1395 nucleotides. RefSeq lists its product as uncharacterized. The record is from RefSeq and is a predicted model, not a curated record. Lineage: Eukaryota; Apicomplexa; Conoidasida; Eucoccidiorida; Eimeriidae.
AUGCGGAUGAGCUCGCGGUGCUCUGGCAGAAACCCCUUCUUUGGCGAGGAGGAGUGGAUUCCACUCGAUGCGGAUGAGCUCGCGGUGCUGUGCCUUGAAUUGGGGGGAUGGGCACCUACGACAGACCCUCAGAGCGUUUUAAGCUCUUCGAUUCGGAUGCCACCAGUAGUUUCAACUUCAAGGGGGCAUGCGGGAACGUAUAUGUUGCAAGGUUUACAGACUCCCAGUGAUCUGUCUGGGGCGUCGUCAAGGGAGAAAUGGCACCGAGCGGCCGGGCAGUACAGAGGCCAGCGUAUUUCGCAUGGGGAUUCUGAUGGGUGGGGGCCGAGUCCUAGCAAGGUACAAAGACGUUCAUGUGAUAGCUCUGAACAGACAGGUGCCGUGACAGGUGCUGUCACUGAGAGCAGCGCUGAGCAGAGACUUGCACAGGCAGUUCAGCAAACUACUGGCACGCCCUCUGCGGAUGACAAGCUGCUAGAGUCUCAAGGGGUGCCCACCCCAUUUGCUCACGAGAAAAAUCUAACGGCUUCGACCGGGGAUAUCCAAGGUGUACAGCAAACGCAGUUCUCUGUACGGUCAGUAUUGCAGCAGUCGCCAACUACCCCUCCGGAGACCUCCACUGCUCCGCCUACAGGAAGCGCCACCCGUACUGUAACCGCCUUGGCAGACUCCGAAGAGGCAUCGGCUUCCGAGGGCGUGUGGGUGCCUGGGGGUCAAAGCGGUUCAUUCGCCUCUGCGGGGCCGGCCCCAAAUGGCUCUGGCGAAGCCUCAGCAGGAUCAGCAGCAUUGGCAGUUGUCCAGAUGUUAUCGGGGCCAGAGGGUGAAAGCGGCCCGCGUAAGCAUCCUUUCGUUCGAGUGCCGGUGUUAAUGCCGUAUGUGAGAGUUGCAGAUAUAAGCGAUAAAACUCCCGAACGUGGGACUUCAGGUGGACCCAUAGCUGUUAUCCUUAGGGAUGUCAGAAACUUGUGUCUGAAACCGGCGCUCCACAUAUGUGAGGCAAAUGAGCUGGUGAGUGCAGCAAUUACCUCUAUUGCCACAGAGUCUUUAGGGCGUCGGUUCUUGGUGUUCAACGUAUUCCAUACAGUUUUGAAGCUUACAGGAGACAGCAAACCGCGCUUGAUGAAAUUGUGGCAGGACCUUAUUGCAAAUGUUCCAACGGUGUAUGCUCAGCCUUCUCGGAACAUCUCCAGCAAGAGGCACAGGUUCCAGCAUGAGUUGUCACAUCAGCUAAGCGCAGCACUGGAAUCAUACAAGAACGGGUCUUCGCCCUCAGAGGACGAAAUACUUGAUAUAAAGCGCAAGCUGUUUUGCAUGGAAUUCUCGCCCCGAUGCUUCCUCCGCGAGUCGUGGAAUCUGUGGAGACAGGACGACAAGGAAUUUAGAGGCGCUUCGUGA